Molecule: messenger RNA, 1296 nt
Organism: Dufourea novaeangliae
Lineage: Eukaryota; Metazoa; Arthropoda; Insecta; Hymenoptera; Halictidae
Product: WD repeat-containing protein 13-like
Exons: 4
Coding region: 1-1296 (431 amino acids)
Cellular component (GO): nucleus
Molecular function (GO): promoter-specific chromatin binding; protein binding
Source: RefSeq, a predicted model, not a curated record
AUGGUUACUCCAUGGCAUCAACAAAUAUUUGCUCUUGAUGCUAAAUAUAAUGCACAACGUGUAAACAAGCUACCUUCCUUAGGAUUGCUUUAUAUUCGUCGUAGAAAUCAGUUAUUAAAAGAAAAGUUCUGUAAAGAUCCAAAAGUCUGUGAAAAGUAUUUAAAGUUAAGAUCAAAGUUGUUAUUUUUACGGUAUGGUGAAAGCUUGGAACAAAAUAGUCUUGGAAGCCACACAACUGAAGAGGAGAAGUUAGAGAUUAAAACACAAUUGCACAGCAUUCAACGAAAAUCAAUAGCAGAAAACUUUGCAUUUGAUGGUGUACAUCAUGUUUUCGAUCAACACAGUAUGCCUGUAACAAUGUUAAAAUUUGCAAACAAUGAUAAAUCAAAAUUGUGUUGUGCAUCGUUAGAUGGAACAUUAUCAAUAUGCGAGGCAAUUAGCACACCACCAAAAGUAAUAGCACUGCUGCAGGGACACAGAAAAGGUGUUACUGCGUUAGAUUGGAGUAUUAGUAAUGAUCUUAUAGUUUCAUCUUCUUUGGAUUGUACUAUAAGACUAUGGAAUGUAGCUACAGAAGCUGCACCAGCAUUUUUACGAGAAGUUGAGGAUCAACAGAAAGCAGAAGUACUAUGUUGUGGAUUUAUACCAAUCAACAAUAAUUUAGUUGUUGCUGGUAAUUCUCAGGGACUUGUACAGAUCUUAAAUAUAUCUACUGGAAUAUAUACUCGUGGUGGAUCUUGUAAAAUUGGAGGGAAAAUUUUAUCUUUGACUUGCGAAGGUAGUGGCGGUUUAGUGAUAUGGGUUGGAAAUGAUAGGGGAAUUAUUAUGUCGUUUCAAUUAGAACCAGGAACUGGCCGUUUAACAAAGCUACGUAGAGUACAAGAAAUUGGUGGAAUGAUAACUAGUCUCUCUUGGCGUUCGUGGUUUUCAAAAGAUGCUCCGUGGCCUGCACUUUUAGUCAGCAGUGCUUUCAAUGCAGUACUUUUAUAUCAUAUUGUUGAUAAUCAGGGCUCAUUAUCACUUUGGACCAAGUACCCAAUAAAACAUAAGCAAUAUUUUGUCAGAUCUACUUUUGGUCCACAAAUGGAAACAUGUUUAAUAGCCACUGGUUCUGAGGAUGGCACAAUUCAUUUGUUAGAUUCAGCUAGACAAGGGAAAGCGAUCAAAGUUAAUCGACUUGAGGGACAUGCAUCACCAACACUUGCAUUAUGUUUCAAUUAUGAUGAAUCUCUUCUGGCAUCUGCAGAUCAUCAAGGGCUUAUUAUUGUAUGGCGUAAUCGUCAACGACAUAUAUAA